AUGUGUCUCACAAUCAAAUACAUCUACACCUGCGGCCACGCAGCCUACCACCCGACGCAACCCUGCAGCCCCACAUCCUCAGCCCUCAAUUGUCCCGAUCAGGAAUAUCAAGAACUAGACAUGUCACGUAUGUGCAAUAAGUGUUUGGGGGAUAGAGGAGCCGCGUUUGAGAUUGCGGGGGCGGGGGAGAGGAGGUUGGAGGUGGGGGUUAGGAGUAGGAUGGGGAUUGCUGAUAGGGGAAGGUUGCAGAGGGAGGUAGAGAGGCAGAGGAGGGAGGAGAAUGGGGAGAGCGUGAGGAAUGGGAGGAAUGGGAGGAAUGGGACUGUGAGGAAUGGGAGGAAUAGGACUGUGAGGAAUCUUCAGAAGAAGAGGAAGAUUGAGAAGGAGGCGGGGUGUUGUGGGGUUAUGUAG
Sclerotinia trifoliorum is the source of this 411-nucleotide messenger RNA. Lineage: Eukaryota; Fungi; Ascomycota; Leotiomycetes; Helotiales; Sclerotiniaceae. The record is from the annotation of a GenBank genome assembly.